Messenger RNA from Lipotes vexillifer (Yangtze River dolphin), 2463 nucleotides. It is a transcript of the gene CDH17, whose product is annotated as cadherin 17. The annotation marks the transcript as partial. Gene Ontology annotation, cellular component: adherens junction; catenin complex; plasma membrane. The transcript has 17 exons. Gene Ontology annotation, molecular function: cadherin binding; calcium ion binding; beta-catenin binding. Gene Ontology annotation, biological process: adherens junction organization; homophilic cell-cell adhesion; calcium-dependent cell-cell adhesion. NCBI's taxonomy places the organism in Eukaryota, Metazoa, Chordata, Mammalia, Artiodactyla, Lipotidae. The record is from RefSeq and is a predicted model, not a curated record.
UUGGUCUUGUUUAUGACAACUGGAUAUGGCCAAGAGGGAAAGUUUAGUGGACCCCUGAAGCCCAUGACCUUUUCUAUUUUUGAAGGCCAAGGACAGAGUCAAAUCAUAUUCCAGUUUAAGGCCAGUCCUCUUGCUGUGACUUUCAAUCUAACUGGGGAGACAGAUGACAUAUUUCAGAUACAACCAGAUGGACUUCUGUAUCACAGCAAAGCCCUGGACAGGGAAGCAAGAGCUGUUCACACACUCCAGGUCUCAGCCCUGGAUGCUCAUGGCAAUACAGUGGAGGGCCCAGUCCCCAUCACCAUAGAAGUGAAGGACAUCAAUGACAAUCGACCUGUGUUUCUCCAGCCAAAGUAUGAAGGCUCAGUAAGGCAGAAUUCUCGCCCAGGAAAGCCCUUUAUGUAUGUCAAUGCUACAGACUUGGAUGAUCCAACCACACCCAAUGGCCAGCUUAUUUAUCAAAUUAUCAUGCAGCUUCCCAAGGUCAACAAUGUCAUGUACUUUCAGAUCAACAACAAAACGGGGGCAAUUUCACUUACUCUAGAAGGAUCCCAGGAACUGGAUCCUUUGAAGAAUCCUUCCUACAACCUGGUGGUCUCAGUGAAGGACAUGGGAGGCCAGAAUGAGCAUUCCUUUAGUGACAGCACAUAUGUGGAUAUUAUGGUGAAGGAGAAUAUUUGGAAAACACCAGAACCAGUGGAGAUUGAAGAAAAUUCAACUAAUCCUUACCCCAUUAAAAUCACUCAGGUGCGGUGGAAUGAGCCAGGGGCACUAUAUUCAUUAGUGGACAAGGAGAAGCCACCAAAAUUCCCAUUUUUAAUCAACCAGGAAGGAGAUAUCUAUGUGACUCAGCCCUUGGACCGAGAAGAAAAGGAUGCAUAUGUUUUUUAUGCUGUUGCAAGCGAUGAGCAUGGAAAACCACUCGCAUUUCCAUUGCAAAUUCAAGUGAAAGUUAAAGACAUUAAUGAUAAUCCACCUACAUGUCCAUCUACAGUGACUGUACUUGAGGUCCAGGAGAAUGAACAAAUAGGGGACAGUAUUGGAACACUUAUUGCUCAUGACAUGGAUGAAGAAAACACUAUCAACAGUGCUUUAGGAUACAGAAUUGUGGAUCAAACCCCCAAAGUUCCUAGAGAUGGACUCUUCCUGGUCCAAGCCUACUCAGGAAUGUUUCAGUUAGCCAUGCAGUCCUUGCGGAAGCGAGACACUCCGCAGUACAACUUGACAGUAGAGGUGUCUGACAAAGAUUUCAAGACCCUCUGCUUUGUGCAGAUCAACAUUAUUGAUAUCAAUGAUCAGAUCCCCAUCUUUGAAAAAUCAGAUUAUGGAAACCUAACUCUCCCUGAAGAUACAGCCAUUGGAACUGUCAUCUUAACCAUCCAGGCCACCGAUGCUGAUGAACCGUAUACGGGAAGUUCUAAAAUCCUGUACCGAAUUGCGCAGGGAGACAGUGAGGGACGUUUGGAGAUUGAAACAGAUCCCGAAACCAAUACUGGAUAUGUCAAGGUUAAAAAGCCUCUUGAUUUUGAAGCGGUAGGCGUUCACAAUAUUGUGUUCCAAGCAGAAAAUCCUGAGCCUCUGGUGCUUGGUGUACAGUACAAUGCCAGCUCUUCUGCUACAUUCAGACUUAUUGUGACAGAUGUGAAUGAAGCACCGCAAUUUUCCCAACAACUAUACCAAGCAAAAGUCAGAGAGGAUGUGGCUAAAGGCACUAAAGUGGGCAGCGUGACUGCCAAGGAUCCGGAAGGUCUGGACAUAAGUUAUUCAUUAAGAGGUGACAAGAGAGGUUGGCUAAAAAUUGACCCCGUCACCGGAGAGAUCUUUAGUGUGGCUUCGCUGGACAGGGAAGCUGAAAGUCUGUAUCGGGUACAAGUGGUGGCAACAGAAGUAGGUGGAUCCUCCUUGAGCUCCACGGUGCAAUUCCACCUGACCCUCAAGGAUGUGAACGACAACCCGCCACGGCUGGUCAAGGAGUACACAGGCUUGUUCUUCUGCUAUCCCCCUAAAGCACCCGGAAGUCUCAUUUUUGAGGCCACUGAUGAUGAUCAGCAGUCAUUUCAGGGUCGACAAUUUACAUUUUCCCUUGGCAAUGAAAGCUUACAAAAAGACUGGGAAGUUUCCAAAAUCAAUGGAACUCAUGCCAGCCUCUCCACCAAGCACACGGGCUUUGAGGAGAGAGUUUACCACGUCCCAGUCCGCAUCAAUGACGGCGGUUGGCCACCCUUGGAAGGGACUGUCUCUUUACCAGUUACUUUCUGCAAGUGUGUGGAAGAUAGGUGUUUCCAGCCAGCAGGUCACAUGCCUGGGAUACCCACUGUGGGCAUGACAGUUGGUAUUCUCCUUACCACCAUUUUGGUCAUCGGUAUAAUUUUAGCAGUCGUGUUCUUCCAGAUAAAGAAGAAUAAAGGCCAACAUAAUGUUGAAAGUGCUCAGGCAUCUGAAGUCAAGCCUCUGAGAAACUGA